Molecule: messenger RNA, 708 nt
Organism: Zea mays
Lineage: Eukaryota; Viridiplantae; Streptophyta; Magnoliopsida; Poales; Poaceae
Product: basic blue protein
Exons: 2
Coding region: 151-708 (185 amino acids)
Cellular component (GO): plasma membrane
Molecular function (GO): electron transfer activity
Source: RefSeq, a predicted model, not a curated record
CUUUGAUCUGCCGCGCGCCGUGCCUCUCUGCUAUGGCUGUAUAAAUAGACAAGAGUGUCACUCCUGCUUGCCAAAGCUACAGCCGCCGCCACAGCAGCAGCAAGAGUCACUCCUGGGACGACGACGACGAAGCGCAGCGCGCGGCAACUAAUGGCGUCCGCCAACUCCAAGCAAGUGCUGCUUCUCCUGGCCGCCGUCGCGUGCCUCGCGUCGCUGGCCUCCGCCACGCAGUGGACGGUCGGAGACGUAGGCGGCUGGAGGGCCAAGUUCAACGAGACCGGCUGGACCGACGGCAAGACGUUCACGGUCGGCGACACCCUGCUGUUCGUGUACCCCAAGGAGAACCACACGGUGGUGAAGGUCGGCAAGGACGCCUUCGCGGCGUGCGACCUGAGCGCCAACCUGCAACUGGGGAACUGGACCAGCGGCAGCGACGUCGUGCCGCUGGACCAGCCCGGCAUGGUGUGGUUCAUCUGCAACAAGCCCAACCACUGCCUCAACGGCAUGAAUCUCGCCAUCAACGUGGUCGAUGCCGCCACCCCAGGUGCCCCGAUGGCCCCGAUGACCCCAGGUGCCCCGAUGGCCCCGAUGACCCCGGCCCCGUCCCCAGCAGCAUCGUCGCCGCCGUCUGCAGCCGUGAGGUGCCCGGUCGGCGGCGCGGUGGCCGCCGCGGCAGCCGUCGUGGUCGCGGCCGCGCUCGCGUUCUAG